CCCCGGGCCACUGACGCCCCGCGCGCCCUCCCCCGGCGGCGGCAGCCGAGGCGCGGGGCGGCGGCGGCGGCUGCGGCGGCGGCAGCGGCCCGGGCCGGCCCCAUGGCGCAGGGGGACGCUGGCCACGGCGGGCUAAUCGCGCUGACCUUCUGCCUGCUGGCCGCGCGUGGGGAGUCGCCGUUACCCCAGGAGACAACCGUGGAGCUGAGCUGUGGAGCGGGGCCCGUGAGAGUGAUUCUGGGCCCAGCGCAGGUGGCGGUGCUGGACUGUAGUCUGGGGACCGCUGCUGCCGGACCCCCCACCAGCGUCACAUGGAGCAAAGACGGAGAUGCCCUGCUGGAGCACAGCCACCUGCGCCUGCUACCCAAUGGCUCCCUGUGGCUGUCGCAGCCGCUAGCACCCAAUGGCAGUGAGGAGGCGGCCCCUGGGGCCUCAGAUGUCAUCGAGGGCAGCUAUUCCUGCCUGGCCCGUGGGCCCCUUGGAGUAGUGGCCAGCCAGCCUGCGGUUGUCAAGCUUGCCACACUCGCAGGCUUCUCUCUACACCCGGAGUCUCAGACAGUGGAGGAGAAUGGGACAGCUCGAUUUGAGUGCCACAUUGAAGGGCUGCCAGCACCCAUCAUUACUUGGGAGAAGGACCAGGUGGCAGUGCCUAAGGAGCCUCGGCUCAUCACUCUUCCCAACGGGGUUCUCCAGAUCCUGGACGUUCAGGAGAGUGACGCAGGCUCCUACCGCUGCGUGGCCACCAACUCAGCCCACCAGCGCUUUAGCCAGGAGGCCCUCCUCAGCGUGGCCCGCAGAGGGUCCCUGGUGUCUACCAGGGAGCAGGACGUGGUCAUUGUGGCAGCUCCGGAGAAUACCACAGUGGUAUCUGGACAGAGUGUGGUGAUGGAAUGUAUGGCUUCUGCUGACCCUACCCCUUUUGUGUCCUGGGUCCGACAGGACGGGAAACCCAUCUCCACCGAUGUCAUCGUCCUGGGCCGCACCAACCUACUGAUCGCCAGCGCGCAGCCCCGGCACUCGGGCGUCUACGUCUGCCGCGCUAACAAGCCCCGCACGCGCGACUUUGCCACCGCCGCCGCCGAGCUUCGCAUACUGGCGGCUCCUGCCAUCUCGCAGGCGCCCGAGGCGCUGUCUCGGACGCGGGCCAGCACCGCGCGCUUCGUGUGCCGCGCGUCCGGGGAGCCGCGGCCUGCGCUGCGUUGGCUGCACAAUGGGGUGCCGCUGCGCCCCAACGGGCGCGUGAAGGUGCAGGGCGGCGGCGGCAGCCUGGUCAUCACGCAGAUCGGCCUGCAGGACGCCGGCUACUACCAGUGCGUGGCCGAGAACGGCGCGGGCACAGCGUGCGCCGCCGCGCCGCUGGCCGUCGUAGUGCGCGAGGGGCUGCCCAGCGCCCCGACGCGGGUCACGGCCACACCGCUGAGCAGCUCCGCCGUGCUGGUGGCCUGGGAGCGUCCCGAGCUACACAGCGACCAGAUCAUUGGCUUCUCCCUCCACUACCAGAAAGCUCGGGGCAUGGACAAUGUGGAGUACCAGUUUGCAGUGAACAAUGACACGACAGAGCUACAGGUGCGGGACCUGGAACCCAACACGGACUAUGAGUUCUACGUCGUGGCCUACUCUCAGCUGGGGGCCAGCCGCACGUCCGCCCCAGCGCUGGUCCACACACUGGAUGAUGUCCCCAGUGCAGCGCCCCAGCUCUCCCUGUCCAGCCCCAACCCCUCGGACAUCAGGGUGGCGUGGCUGCCCCUGCCUCCCAGCCUGAGCAAUGGGCAGGUGGUGAAGUACAAGAUAGAGUACAGUUUGGGAAAGGAAGCAGAUCAGAUUUUCUCCACCGAAGUGCCAGGGAAUGAGACGCAGCUUACGCUGAACUCACUUCUGCCCAACAAGGUGUACCGCGUCCGGAUCUCGGCAGGCACAGGGGCCGGCUAUGGGACGCCCUCCCAGUGGGUGCAGCACAGGACGCCCAGUGUGCACAACCAGAGCCACGUCCCUUUUGCCCCUGCAGAGUUGAAGGUACGGGCAAGGAUGGAGUCCCUGGUUGUGUCCUGGCAGCCGCCCCCUCACCCCGCCCAGAUCUCUGGCUACAAACUGUACUGGCGGGAGGUGGGGGCCGAGGAGGAGGCUGAUGGUGAGAGCCCCCCAGGGGGCCGUGGAGACCAGGCUUGGGAUGUGGGGCCUGUCCGGCUCAAGAAGAAAGUGAAGCAGUAUGAGCUGACCCAGCUAGUCCCCGGCCGGCUGUACGAGGUGAAGCUUGUGGCAUUCAACAAACACGAGGACGGCUACGCGGCAGUGUGGAAGGGCAAGACGGAGAAGGCUCCCACACCAGACCUUCCCAUCCAGAGGGGGCCACCCUUACCCCCUGCCCACGUUCAUGCGGAAUCGAACAGUUCCACGUCCAUUUGGCUUCGGUGGAAAAAGCCCGACUUCACCACGGUCAAGAUUGUCAACUACACUGUGCGUUUCAGCCCCUGGGGCCUCAGGAAUGCCUCCCUGGUCACCUAUUACACCAGCUCUGGAGAAGACAUCCUCAUUGGCGGGCUGAAGCCGUUCACCAAAUAUGAGUUUGCGGUACAGUCCCACGGCGUGGACAUGGACGGGCCUUUCGGCUCCGUGGUGGAGCGCUCCACCCUGCCUGACCGGCCUUCGACACCCCCAUCUGACCUGCGCCUGAGCUCCCUGACGCCGUCCACUGUCCUGCUGCACUGGUGUCCCCCCACGGAGCCCAAUGGGGAGAUCGUGGAGUAUCUGAUUCUAUACAGCAACAACCACACUCAGCCCGAGCACCAGUGGACCCUGCUCACCACGGAGGGAAACAUCUUCAGUGCUGAGGUACGUGGCCUUGAGAGCGACACCAGGUACUUCUUCAAGAUGGGGGCGCGCACAGAGGUGGGGCCCGGGCCCUUCUCCGGCCUGCAGGACGUGAUCACGCUCCAGGAGAAGCUCUCAGACUCCUUGGAUGUGCACUCAGUCACGGGCAUCAUCGUGGGCGUCUGCCUGGGCCUCCUCUGCCUCCUGGCCUGCAUGUGUGCUGGCCUGCGCCGCGGCCCCCACAGGGAAGCCCUCCCAGGCCUGUCCUCCACGGCCACUGCUGGCAACCCUGCGCUGUACUCUCGAGCCCGUCUUGGACCCCCUAGUCCCCCAGCUACCCAUGAACUGGAGUCGCUCGUGCACCCCCGUCCCCAGGACUGGUCCCCACCACCCUCAGACAUCGAGGACAGGGCUGAAGUGCACAGCCUUAUGGGUGGUGGAGUUUCCGACUGCCGGGGUCACUCCAAGAGAAAGAUCUCGUGGGCUCAGCCAAGUGGGCCGUGCUGGGCAGGCUCCUGGGCAGGCUGUGAGUUGCCCCAGGCAGGCCAGGUGCCUUCCCUGACCCGGGCCCUGCUGCCCCCUGCUGGGACUGGACAGACGCUGUUGCUGCAGGCUCUGGUGUAUGAUGCCAUCAAGGGCAACGGGAGGAAGAAGCCGUCCCCGGUCUGCAGGAACCAGGUGGAGGCUGAAGUUAUUGUUCACUCUGACUUUGGCGCUUCCAAAGGGAACCCUGACCUCCACCUCCAAGACUUGGAACCUGAGGAUUUCCUGCCCUCAGAGGCUGCCGACCUCACAUCGGGCGUUGUGGAUCUAGGGCAAGGGGUAGAAUGGCUGGACAGCGAGCUGGGAGGGUGUGAGCAGACAACCACUGGGCCAGACAGACUUACCUGCUUGCCAGAGGCGCCUUCUUGCCCCUACCUGGACCUCCAGCCCGGCGAGGCUCUGGAGGAGGCCCCUGGGAACGGCUGCCAGUCAAAGGCCCCCUGCCCUCCAGGAGCCAGCCCAGGCUUGCCCAGAGCCCCGGUCUCCUCCUCUGCAUAGCUCCCCUCGAGGGCGCAAUCUGGGGCAGGUUGUUAAGGCUCGUGGGAUAUGACACCUGUGUACCUGCAGAUACUCAAUGUCAUCAAGCCAUUUGGAGAGCCUCCUAGAGUGCUUUGGCUAGAGGGAGAGGAAGAAAUGGAUUGUUCACUCCCCCCAUACUCUGUGACACAUGUGAUUUGUGAGCGACAUGUAAGGCAUGGCUCUCUGUGAUGUACACAUAUGUGAAGCACAUGUGUGUGUGCGGGCUGGUAAGCUGGGAAACGUUGGUCCAGGCAGUGGUCACUGCAGCGUCCGGGUCAGGACAGUGCCCCAGAGUGGUCAGUCGCCAGCCCUGUGGGCCCCCUGCCUCCAUCGCCCAGCCUUUUAUUACACACUCUGAGAGUGUCUCCAACGCCCUGUCUGACAAAGACAGCCCCAGCCCAUUCUCCUGCCUGGCUGGGCCGAGUGCAAGAAGGCUCUGAAUGCCUAAUGUUUUAGUUGCUGCCCCUCUCCCACCUCUGUCACCCAAAUCGAGAGAGUGACUCUGGUUCCCCUCAGAGCAACUCUCCAUUUAAUUUUGUAAUUUGGGAAGUGCCUGGUUUUGAACACCUGCUUUUUCUGGCUCUCCCCUCCUUCCUUCUCCUUCACUGCUCUAGUAGCCUCUCCCCCAGCCAGCUUGCUCUCCCACUUCCAGCGCCCUUCGCUUCCUCCCUGAUGCUCCUUCCUUUCCUCUCUGCUGUUUCUGUGCGUCCUCUUUCUGUCUGCCUCGCCUGUCUCUCACGCCUCUCCCGGACCGUGUCAUGUGGUUCUCCCGCUUCCUCCCCUAACAACAUGACUACCUCAUGUCUGCUUCGAGGCCGUAGCAUGACUCCUCUGUCUGCCCAUUCAUGUUCCCCAUUACCCUUCUGCCCCCUCUUCUCUCUGUGCCUCUGUGUGCCUGCUCCCCAGGCAGGCUGCCCAUCCCCAGUGCAGGUUUGGAGGACACCUUCUGGCUUCCCUUGUAUCUUUCUCUCUGGGAUUAAGAAGGGGUGGUUCGUCUUGGAGGUGAUGAAUACAAGUCACACAAGGGGACUUUUGAGAUGGGGAAAGGGGAACACAACCCAGAGGCUUGGGAUAAAAUUUCUCCUUGCCUUCUGUGCAGGGAGGCAGGUUGCUGGUGGAGGGGGCUUGGGACCUUCCUUUCCAGCUGAAACUAAAGGGGAGAAAGGGGAAUGGGAAUUAGGGGUUCUGCAGCUCAGCAGCUUCCCACUGUGCGCCUUUACCGUGAGCUAAUGGGGUAGGGGUGAGAGGAACCUCAUUCCUCUGGGGUGCUGGAAGGGCGGUCUUUGCACAGGACAAGGCCAAUUGGCUCAUUUUGUUUUGUUUUUAAUUCAGUCCUGAAGUCAUUUUCUGUUGACCUACCAUAGAAGGACAAGCUUGACUUCUAUUUCCUGUGUAAAGAAAACAGUGUAUUUUAUUUGAUUUUGCACUUCAGCCUCAUGGAGCAUAGAAUGCAGGGUCUUUUCUCCCCAGAUGCAUCGUUUUUAACUGAUUGGCGUGUCAAGGGUUAACUCUGGCUUCUGGGCUAAAUUAGAAAUAACUAGUCUAUCUCCUCCACCACCUCCACCCUUUUUUAAAUGGUGAAAUGUCUUUCAGCAGAGUUGCAGCUUCCUCAGACCCUUUCAGCAUCUGUGUUUAUUACACUCGGGUGUCACUCACGUUUGACAUCUCACCUACAUUUCCUCCCCCUCCCCCUCCUUCAACCAGCCUAUGAUAACACUAAAGAUUAUUAAUGCUGGUUUUGUAUCUUGUUAAGCACAGAAUUGUCACUUGUACUAUUUCUGUAGCAUUCAACAUUGCUGUGGCCAACACCACUCUAUACGUUUCAUCAUUGCUCUGAAGGUCAAAAGCCUCGUUUUAUUUUGCUGGUUUGAUUUUUUUUUCCCUAAAGCGGGUGGGGGGGGAACCUGCCCUGAAUUAAAUGGCUGUUUUAACAGUAGGCUCUUAGCAUUACACCACAUAGUCAUUUUUCAUGUUCUUGUUUAACAGGCACUGAGGUUCUGGUUUAAAUUAAAUAGCUGCAAAUGAGACAAUUUAUAACCCAUUAGGUUGGGUGGAAAAUUGUUUCUCAAAAGCAAAUAAGUAAUAAAUCUGGUAUCUGCCUAUAACUCACAGUUGAUAAGAAAGUGGCCAUUACUCACUAGUAUUAUAUAUGAUUUGGGCUCUGGGUAAUUUGGAAGUGUUAGGUUUGUGUCUUUGUAGCAGUAUUUUUAUUAGAAAGGAGUCUAUUGGCCUUUUACAGGGUAUUAAUCCCUUUGUCACCUACCAUUGAUGCCUUACGUUUUUUGAGUCUCAUUUUAAAAACCUUCCUUUUUUUGAUGCAUGACAAGUGUAAUCAGUAUCUGCUCAUUUAUUUGUCUGUAUUUAGUUUAUGCUAUAUUAUUUAAUUACUUUUCCUGCAUUUUUUCUCUUUACAAAUAUGACAUUUUUUAGUGUUAAACCAAGGCAUUGAUC
Molecule: messenger RNA, 6321 nt
Organism: Pteronotus mesoamericanus
Lineage: Eukaryota; Metazoa; Chordata; Mammalia; Chiroptera; Mormoopidae
Gene: IGDCC4
Product: immunoglobulin superfamily DCC subclass member 4
Exons: 20
Coding region: 103-3849 (1248 amino acids)
Biological process (GO): neuron migration; axon guidance; cell-cell adhesion
Cellular component (GO): plasma membrane; axonal growth cone; cell surface
Molecular function (GO): protein binding
Source: RefSeq, a predicted model, not a curated record